This is a messenger RNA of Anarrhichthys ocellatus (wolf-eel), 3574 nucleotides long. RefSeq names its product solute carrier family 27 member 2 (gene slc27a2). Gene Ontology annotation, cellular component: plasma membrane; endoplasmic reticulum membrane. The transcript has 10 exons. Gene Ontology annotation, molecular function: long-chain fatty acid transmembrane transporter activity; long-chain fatty acid-CoA ligase activity. The record is from RefSeq and is a predicted model, not a curated record. Lineage: Eukaryota; Metazoa; Chordata; Actinopteri; Perciformes; Anarhichadidae. Gene Ontology annotation, biological process: long-chain fatty acid metabolic process; long-chain fatty acid import into cell. The coding region runs from base 1018 to 2880 and encodes 620 amino acids.
AACUUGAGACUUAUGUUGUUCUCUUUGAAUUCUCAAGUCAUGUUAAGUCUUAACUUAUCACGUCUCACACCAGUCGAGUCCAAAUCAAGUCAAGCCUGAAGUUAUUUUUGUGGUGUAAAUUUGUUUCUCUGUCCAUCAACCUACAGCUUGGUAUUUACCACUUCACUCUGGUUCAGAUAGAUUUACAUUUGAUACUCUUGGAAUUAGCAAUUUGAAGACAUCAAGCUAAAUUCUGGUAAUUGGCAUUUUCUGCAAUAUUCUGACACAUUCAAUUGAUUUAUUGGGGGGGGGGAAACAGCCUACAGUGAUGCAAAUAAUCCGUAGUUGCAGCCUUGCUCCAUACAUGGGACAGCUAACAAAAAGAAAGGGGCCACCCUCCCCACUUGAUAUUUAUGACCUAUGGCGCGUGUGUGUGUGUGUGUGUGUGUGUGAGAGAGAGUGUGUGAAAUGUAGCUAUGCCCCUCCUUAUAAAUCAGCAGACAAACAGCUCAGUGUAAGGAGUGCACGCCUACCGCCUGCUCAGAUUGCGUAUUUAUUAUUCGGGUUGCCAUUAUAUAUUGUACCGUAGAAUCAUCACAAUUCAGUCUCCUUUCUGCUGCUGGCACUUUAUAUCCUGUAAAAAGUAAUUAGCAGGAAGUAAACUGCACUUCACUGUUUUAACCCAAUGCAGAGAUUUUUACUUAAUGUCCGUCAGCUAAUAUAACCACUUAUCUCACUGCUUAAUGGAAUCCGGUUGUGCCACAUAACAGGGGAACUAUGCGAAUGCAACACGAGGGUAACGAUAGAAGAGAUAUAGAUAAAUAUGGGUAGAAACGAGUGUAAAAUCCGUUCAGAGUGGAUGAGGAAACACUCGGUCUGUCACCCAGAAAAAACAUUCCGGAAUGAAGGAGGGGUCAGCGGGCCACAGUGCAGCACCGCCCCGGACUGGGUGGGUGAACUUUGUCACAAAUUUCGCUGAGCCGCAUAACACUCGCCUCCUCAGGGACGGAUGCCAGAUCCGAAGUGAGCGCUGCAAACAUGUACAUCUGGUUCACCGUCCUAGCCGGACUGGCUAUUCUGUCCUGCUCAUUCCUCAGGACAUGUUUCCCUCACUUAGGCGAGGACUUCACGUACAUCCUGGCGAGCGUAAAGCUCGGCUUCAGGCUCGUCAAAUACAAGACAUGCAAACCUUUUUACAGCGUCUUGGACUGCUUCUUGGAUGCAGUGAAGAGGCAUCCAAGUAAGAUCUUUCUGCACUUCGAAGGACGAGAAUAUACUUAUGGAGAGAUGGAUAAACAGAGCAACAAGGUGGCCAGGGCUCUGCAGGCUGAAGCCCGGCUGAAGGAGGGGGACGCGGUCGCCUUGUUUCUGGCCAACGAGCCCAGUUUCGUGUGGACUUGGCUCGGUUUGGCCAAGCUGGGUUGUCCGGCUGCUCUGCUCAACUUUAACAUCAGAUCCAAGUCUCUGCUGCACUGUUUCUCCUGCUGCGGGGCCAAAGUGAUCAUCGCCUCUCAAGAGCUGCAGGACGCUUUGGAGGACGUUUUACCGACGCUGAGAGAGCAAGGUAUCAGUGUGUACCUCAUGUCAGAGACCUGCAGCAUCCAGGGCAUCAACACUUUGUCUGACAAGAUCUCCCUGGCCUCCGAUCAGCCGCUGUCCCGGGACCUCAGAGCCAACGUCAACAUCAGGAGCACCGCUUUGUACAUCUACACAUCGGGCACCACAGGUUUGCCUAAAGCAGCCGUUGUCACCCAUGAGAGGGUUUGGGCCGCCUCCUUCCUCCAGGCGGUAUGUGGAGUCACAUCAGAGGACAUCUUCUACAUCAAUCUGCCUCUCUAUCACAGCGCAGGCUUCCUCAUCGGGAUGAUCGGAGGCAUGGAGAGAGGUCUAACCAUUGUGCUGAGGAGAAAGUUCUCUGCCUCUCAGUUCUGGGACGACUGCAGGAAGUAUAAUGUGACAGUGAUGCAGUACAUCGGUGAAACGAUGCGCUACCUCUGCAACUCGCCCAGGAAAGACAACGAGAAGAACCACAGGGUGAGGAUCGCCAUCGGCAAUGGAGUGCGAACAGACAUUUGGACUGAGUUUCUGAAUCGCUUCGGUGACAUUAAAGUCAGAGAGUUGUACGCUGCCACAGAGGGAAACAUCGGCUUCAUCAAUUACACGUCCAAAAUCGGUGCAGUUGGGCGGGUCAAUUUUGUGCACAGGUUUUUCUUCCCGUACACUUUGAUCAAGUUUGACACCGAGAAGGAAGAGCCUGUCAGGAACUCUGAGGGUCUGUGCAUCGAGGCAGCCACAGGUGAGACGGGACUUUUGGUUGGAAGGGUUACUCUGAGGUCGCCCUUUGCCGGGUACGCUGGCAACCAGCAACAGACGGAGAAGAAGAGACUUCGUGACGUGAUGAAGAAAGGCGACCUGUACUUCAACACUGGGGAUUUACUUCGGUUUGAUCACAACAAGUUUGUGUACUUUCAGGAUCGAGUUGGAGACACUUUCAGAUGGAAAGGAGAAAACGUUGCCACAUCGGAGGUUGCAGACAUUCUCUCAGUAGCUAACAGUAUUUUUGAGGCAAAUGUCUACGGCGUUAAAGUUGAAGGUCACGAGGGUCGGAUCGGCAUGGCAGCGGUCACUCUGAAAGAAGGAGACGAUUUUGACUGUUUGCACACCUACAAGCAGGUCGUGACCUACCUCCCAGCGUACGCAAGACCUCGAUUCAUCAGGAUUCAGCCCUACCUGGAGAUGACGGGGACGUUCAAGAUGAAGAAAGUGAAGUUGGUGGAGGAGGGAUUCAAUCCAGCUCACAUCGAAGAUCCUUUAUACUUUUUAGAUCUUGAGAAAAAGACAUAUGUUCCCCUGACUGAAGACAUCUACAGAGCAAUCGCUCGUCGAGAUAUAAAACUCUAACACAGAAACUUUGAAGUAGCAAUUAUUGAACCAGAUAACACCUCAUUCUAGGUAAUGUUUAUCAGGCAACUAAUCUCAGGGACAGACUCUGACACAUUGCAUAAUGUUUUAACCCCUUAUCUUUUUGUCCUUGAGGGUCAAUUGGACCCCCAUAAAAUGAUUGCAAUUCAACCUAUUACCCAACUUGUGUCGGGUAGUUUGUGAUAAAACAUGACCCCAGAAUCUUCUGCUGGUGUUUGAGAGGCGACAGGAAGGGGCAACCUCAAGGGUCUUAUUCUCAUCGGAGGAGAAAUCCUCAUAAUCAGGGUCCUUCUCAACAUUCUCCUCAAAGUCACUGUCUGAGAGCUGUGGCUAAACCUCACUGGCACAAAAUGGGACAUAUCAGGGUUUCUCACACUACGACAUGUAUGUGAUAUGGCAGGCUAGGCCCCUAAAGAUUGAAACAUUGCAUAGUGACCUCAAAAUCUGUUUUUAUACAGCUGGGGAACACUCAUCAUUUUGAGACUUUAAACAUUGAAAUUGACCCCAAAGAUAAUAGGAGGGUUAAAAGACUACUUUAUUUUAAUAACACAAUUUCCGUGCAUCUCUGCAGUUUUUGUAAAUGUAUUCUUUAAUGCUGACAGUAUUUGAUAUACAGGUAUGUCUUACUGCCACUGUUGUAGUUUUAAUAAUUAAACUCUGGUUGUCUUUUUUC